Molecule: messenger RNA, 1448 nt
Organism: Ilex paraguariensis (yerba mate)
Lineage: Eukaryota; Viridiplantae; Streptophyta; Magnoliopsida; Aquifoliales; Aquifoliaceae
Source: the annotation of a GenBank genome assembly
AGAUACGACUGGUCUAAUCCACCACGUGUCAAUUUAACUGUUUUGGGCUCUAUAUAUAUGCUCCAUUCUCAUCUUGGUUCUUCGUUUCAGGUUGAAUUGGGGCAAUUGAACAGAGAAAAAGAAUCUGAUCAAAAGAAAAACAGAGAAAAAGGAAGUGCAGAGAAAGAGAAACAGAGUGGUUAAGAGGAACCCGGAAAGAAAAAGAAGAGGGUGAAAGAAGGAGGGUGAAGGGUUUUAGUAAGAGAGUGUGUGUUUUGUGAAUGAAGAGUGGUCAAAAUUUGGAAUUGCCUGCGGGAUUCAGAUUCCAUCCGACGGAUGAGGAGCUGGUGAUGCAUUAUCUGUGCCCGAAAUGCGCUGCGAAGAGUAUUUCUGUUCCAAUUAUAGCUGAGAUUGAUCUUUACAAGUUUGAUCCAUGGCAGCUUCCUGGUAUGGCUCUUUACGGUGAAAAAGAGUGGUACUUUUUUUCUCCAAGGGACCGGAAGUACCCAAACGGUUCACGGCCGAACCGGGCCGCCGGAACCGGAUACUGGAAAGCGACCGGAGCUGAUAGGCCAAUUGGGAAGCCGAAAGCUGUCGGAAUAAAGAAGGCACUGGUGUUCUACGCCGGUAAAGCACCUAGAGGAGUGAAAACCAAUUGGAUAAUGCACGAGUAUCGCCUAGCUAACGUGGAUAGGUCCGCCGGCAAGAGAACCAAUUUGAGGCUCGAUGAUUGGGUAUUAUGUCGGAUAUAUAACAAGAAAGGUACCCUCGAGAAGCACUACAGUGGCGAUCAAAAUAUAUCGAAAUUCUCAGAGAUAGAAGAAGAAGAACAAAAGCCGAAGAUCAUGUCAUUUGCUCAUAAUGGAGUAACAUUACUGCCUCCACCACCACCACCAACCAACAUUCCCCAACAGAUGAUGAAUGACUACUUGCAUUUUGACACGUCGGAGUCAACACCAAGGUUACACACGGACUCGAGUGGAUCCGAGCACGUGGUGUCGCCGGAAUUCACGUGCGAAGUUCAGAGUGAGCCCAAAUGGUGGAGUGAGUUGGAGAAUACCCUCGAUUUCCCGCUCAAUUACAUGGAUGGGUUUGAAGAUAACUCUUUUGCUUCAAGAAUGCAAUACACUGACCACCUGUGGCCAAUGCAGGACAUGUUCAUGAACUUGCAGAAGCCCUUCUAACCCAUGGAUCAAAUCUACUUGUCCCUAUACCCAUGAGGUGUCAUUAGUCUUAGCAACUUGAAAAAUAGUACUAGUCAAGUAUGAUGGCAUAUUUACAGACCAAAAAAAAGGUCUAAUGGGUUGGAUCACAUGAGCCAAAUGGGCGUAGGCAGAGAUAGUCUGAUGGUUUGAUGGGCUGAUCACUCUGAUGGUGGUGCAUAGCUGGAGCUGCAAGACUUGGUGAGGGAUAAAAGGGUUGAUAGAUUGAUGUGGCCUAUGUUAGUAUAUAUAUAUAUAUAUAUAUAU